UGAUGCCAUAUUCAGAUGCGGCCAGCUGUGAACUGGAAGAGCUACAAAGAUGUUCCUACAGAUAGCCUGCCUCGGCAUUUUUGGCAUUUUUCAACUCAUAUCAGCAGGUACGAGCUUGGUAGCCGUGGUCUCCACAGACGUGGUGCUGCCCUGCACAUUCCCACCAGCCACUCUGCUGGAGAUUGUGCUGCACUGGAUGUACAGUGUGGGCCAAAGCACCCAGGUGGUGCACAGCUUUUACCGAGGAGCAGAUCAGCUGGGUAAACAGGACCCACACUACGAGGGAAGGACGGGACUUUUCCACCGUGAGAUAGCGAGAGGGAAUGCGUCGCUCCGUCUGAUGGCCGUCAACAUCCACGACGAGAGAUUGUACCAGUGUUACGUCAGCACCUUGAGAGGGAACGUGGAGACCAACGUCAACCUGCAAGUGGCUGGUGACAGUAAGAACCUGACACUUUUGCCCCCAAACACACUGAGUGUUGAGGUCAACAUCUCCUGUGGUGUGACCGGUGCUUAUCCACAGCCGUUAAUAACAUGGCGAGAUGAGAAUGGGAUCGACCUCACUAAUAAUGCAACAUCAAGUAACACUAAUGACUCGCAAGGUCUUUACAACGUGGAAAGCAUUCUGAAGACUGAUUAUACGUCAAGGACAAUGUACGAGUGCACCAUAAGGAAUGAACGAUUGCAAAAGUCAUGGACUGCAUCCUGGAAAAUGCAAGGCACAUUGAAAGAAAAUAAGAUUCAUCCUGCCGCCAUUCAUUGCCAAUAUCCCCCUAACAAUGAUCAAGAUUUGACAAUUAUAUGGAGGUUUAGGAACUCAGAAACCUCUUCCUUGGCAGUAAUGUGUGAAUCAACGCCGCAGAAAGCCGGUGAGAGUUCAGGUUGUAAGAAAGAGCGAAUGGAAGUGAUAAACACCAAGAACUCUUCCACACUUCAACUGGGCCGUGCAAUGAAGGAGGAUGCUGGAGAAUAUAUCUGUGAAAUCAGGACCCGAGAUGUGUUGCAAAUAUUCACCUACGUACUACAAAUAGACCCGGCAGCAUUUGAGGAAAGUCACAAACGCACGCAUUAUGGAUUUGUUGCUGUCUUGGCAAUGGUGGCUUUGCUGAUCAUCUGUAUUCUAAUCAUAAUCUGUUGCAAAAAUUCUCAGAGGAGUUAGCACAGACCUUUUGCAACAGAAGGGUUCACGCAGUUACAAUUAUAGCAUUAUCAAACCUGGAACAAAUGUGAUGUGUAAAGUGUCUUUCCAUUUAUACUGGAGU
Amblyraja radiata (thorny skate) is the source of this 1262-nucleotide messenger RNA. RefSeq names its product HHLA2 member of B7 family. The record is from RefSeq and is a predicted model, not a curated record. Bases 50 to 1159 code for a protein of 369 amino acids. The transcript is spliced from 5 exons. Gene Ontology annotation, molecular function: signaling receptor binding. NCBI's taxonomy places the organism in Eukaryota, Metazoa, Chordata, Chondrichthyes, Rajiformes, Rajidae. Gene Ontology annotation, cellular component: external side of plasma membrane. Gene Ontology annotation, biological process: T cell receptor signaling pathway; regulation of cytokine production.